AUGCGUGAGUUUCGUAAAAUUUCAUCCGUGCAUUUGUUUCUAUUGGACCACCUGGCAGUUUCUUCAUCAGCUCCUCAUGAAGAAAUAGUAUUUUGACUUUGUUGGGAGCACUCUCCCUAGAAGCAAGGGUAUAUCUAUUAGAUAUCUGGUGGAUAUCUAUUUUUCGAGAUACGCGGAAACCGACGGAAGCUGCAGGUGUAGCUUUCAUUUCGCCACUGUGCCUAACACGAUGCCCUUAAAUUUUCCGAUUUUUAUCUCAUCCCGCGCCUACAAACCCAUGCAUUAAGUUUACUAUGAACGCUCCCGAUCACUAGCGAUCGGCGUAUUAAUACGCCGCCGUAUAUGCAUAUGAAGGACGAGUAAGGUUUUUGAAGACAUAAAAUUUGGAAAAUGCGUACUGAAAAAGACCGUAAAAUAGAGAAAUAUGUACAUAUAUUCAACCGAGCCUCUUCGGGCUUUCAAGGUAAUUGGUGCCGAGGCCUUGGGGGCAAGUUGAAGUUGAUCCCGAGGAUGGACCAGGCGUUUAUUCCACAAAGCGGACGGAAAUUUGUGAUAUUUUCUGCUCAUCCCAUACCUCACGAUUUUUUGCAGCGUGAUAUUUUUGCACGUUUCCCGAAGCAGUCUAAUGAUCGCUUCAGUCGCCUCCUAAAGGCUGGCUCUAACUGGGACAGCGUGGCAUUCCCAGUACCGUUCCAGGACGCAAAUACCCCUGUAUAUGACGAAGUGACUUUCGUAACACAUGCGUACCAGUUAUUACCUCAUAGACCUUUGACCCGGAGAGGCCAUCCUUAUUUUACGUCCCUUGAAGUUGACAUAGACGCUUGUCUAAGCUGUGUGCAACCCGAAAACCAAAACCGACUAACUGAUUGAAUUUCGAAAUUUGCAAUUUACUGAGCACAAGCAAAUGAAAAUUAAACAGAAAAUGUGUAUUUCGCAUUCCGAUAAUGGAGAAUUUUUUGGAGUGGGACAGUUUCCAUCUCAUUCAAUACGGUACAUAUUUAUAUACUGGCCCAUAGAAAUGGUAGGACUAAUGUGGCGGUUGAGCAAGCUACCAAAGACAAAAAUGUCACACAUGCUUAACACAGACCCCUACAUGAAGAGUUUGCUACGUAAUUAUGCUAUUUGCGGCUGCUAGGUGCAUUGCUGGGCCUAAAAAAUAGCACACUUGACCCGAAAAACUUCUGAGGCGUCCAAAGAGACUGCAAGCAUGACUGAAGUGGAAGAAUUUGUCAUGAACAUCAUCAUUUAACCUGGCUACUGUCUGAGGCUUUCUGUAUGCGGUCUUUUUCAUAUCGAGCUGACAUCUCUUGUUGUGUAACCGUGCAUAUUUCCAAAACCCUUAGUCUUACAAACGGGACAUGAAGCUCAUACAGAAGACUAGUGCCCCGGGGAGAUGUGUCACCCAGAUGUGUACUUGAAAAAUCAUUGUCCAGAUUGUGGAAGGCCUAUCAACUCUGCUGCGGUGGACCGUUUAUUCGCUAUAAGUUCCCUUUUCUCAUACGCGAGAAGUCGUCUAGUCACUUGACGCUCCAUUGAUAGGUACUCUGAAAAGCAAAUUACCCGCUCGUUGAGACAGUUUGUUGCUCGGCUUCAGAGGGCAUUGGUGACUCUGACCAUGUUAGCGUGGGGCUCAAUUACGAGUUGAACUAAUCUUCGUCGAAAAUGUGCGCCCCGCGAGGAAGUGCGGUGUCCAGUCUCAAGAACACUGCCGUCCCCUCGCCACAAUAACUCAGGAAACAGUCAUUUUUGGUGUGUUUUUUCUCAAAAGCAACUGGUUUGGACUGAAGCAUUCACUUAGGGAUAUCUUUUUGUAUUGAACCUCUGUUAGGACGGUCCGACUGACUGGUAGUGCAAGGUCUGCUGCCACUCAGGGCCAUCCUGCAAGGCAUGAUCGCAACGAAGUGUAGAGUAAAUUACCCAAAAUUUGUCUGCAUUUAAGCCAACUCUGAGAUUAGAUGGUAGUGCUUUCUAAAGGGGAACCGGGCUGUUUGCGUCAAUCAUAAAAGAAAGUCGAGAUACAUUCAUGGCCUCACUGUUCUCCACAUUAGUGGUAGAGUACGCAAUCCAUUUAUCUUAUAAACUUGGCAGGUUUGAUCAUCAUCCGUUUUUCAAUUUCGUGACGCCCCGGCACCAAACUGCAACUAACCGUCUGUCCUUCAGCAACUUCGCAGUUGAAACACGAAGCAUCCAACAGGGUCUGUCUUCCAGCAGCAAUCUACAAGUUCUCUAUUGGAAGUACCAGCUGAUAGAUCGCACUGUACCCAGGAUAAUAUUUAAGAAACAUGUAUCGCACCAAUGGAUUUGUGUGGCGCUAACUUUACGCCGGCACGUUCUACAUAACGGUGAGCAGGUGUAUCUCCCGUUAGCCAUUUAAAACUCUCCAUGUAAGCGAGGGGCCAACAUGCGAUGCUUCGGAACAAAUCUGCGUGCAUAACGAAACCAGCACAUUCCGUAACUUGAUCAGUGAGCACCCAUCUGUCGUAAUUGAUAUUCCCGAUCACAACCGACAUGACAACGGACCCGUGGCUCAAUGGUCGAGUGUCGAACUCCAUGACCAAAGGUCCCGAGUUCGAAUCUCAAAUGGUCCACACUUGGGGUUGGGUAUGAGUGGCUGAUGACUUCUAAUAAGCCAGAAGUGGCUAUUCCGGUCUCCCUUGUCUUUGUCUGUAGCAUCUCGCAACUUUACUUUCGCUAAUGGUUGUUGUCAGCAAGGACCUUCUAAAGGGAGCUCAGCCUUUAUACUGGACUCAGCAAUGUGCUGUACCUCUCUCAGCAGGUUGACCACACAGUCAACGACGCUUGUACGUGUGUGCCAACUCAACGUCCAACCAGCACGAUAGAGAGACCUGUUACCUGCGACCACAAGAACUGUUUGAAAUAUUCGUCGUUAUCUUCCAGCCAUUUCUGUGCACUAAAGGCGUAAGGGCUGGGUCUAGCGACUCGCCAAUUCGGGCUUGGCUGUCGAUGUGAGAGUAGUGAAGGAAUAUUCAGCCGAUAUUACACUCAAACCGAAAAAUUUUCUUGCAUAAAUCGUUUCGAUCAAGAAUACCCCCACCCCCAGUCGGUAGGUGUGUGAGUUUAAAUCAUAGAAAAAUAGGUUUUCACCAUAAUAAAUGCAAAGUCUAUCACAAAAUGUUAACUGCUGAUAGGCCUCAAAAACAGCGAGAUCUGCUUAGGGUUUGAGAGAAGAUAAAAAACCCAGAUGCUUCAGACCGUUUCACGAUGUGGCGAAUCGUUUUGCAAUGACCUGGAUCCUAUUGAGUAUGCUGAAGGCAUAAGGCUCCAAAAACAGGCACGAUCUUCUCUCCGACUACUCUUGACCACUUCAGUAUGGGGAACCAUGUUUAGAGUCUGCUGUACUUCAUACACCGAUUAAUUGGGCUUACAUAUAAAUAGCCUCAAAUGAAAGCUGAAGGUAUUCAUUAUUUACUUUCAAGGUAAAUGUGUGGGUAUCUCUAGCUAGCAUACUAAUGAUUCUCUCGGUGUCUAAACACUUGUGGACCUAACUGAAAGUACGCCCAUGAACUCCUUGCUAAAUAUGCCACUACAUGGUCCGAAAAAAGCUGGUCGAGCAUCGGCACAAUUUGUCAAUUUUUCUGACCUCUGGAGGUAAUGCCGCCGCCACCUGCGUAAGUGAUCGUUGAUUGGCUGUCACCCCUCAUAGCUGUCGCUUUUUCUGUUGCCCAUGUCAUAUCUAACGAUUGACUUCUGCACGAGCUCGGAAAAAUAGACAAAUCGUCCCGGUGCUAUACUAGUCUCCUCCCUUCUUAUACAUACACCUGGAACUCGAACAUUCGUCGUCAAAUGCUUUUGCGGUUUUCUCUGUUCUCGAGGUUGUCACUUAAACGCGUUUCAAGAGGCUUGCUUUUGAUCCGUCUAAUAGAAUUAUCUCACUGUUCUUCCUUCUGUUUUAGGCGGUAUACCUAAAAGCACACUCCAGUCUUGACUAUUUUGGCUUUGGUUUUACAUUUUAGCCCGCAAACGUGAGUCUUCCCAGCCCCUCCGAGUGUCACUCCGGAAGAAGAGUAAAAUCGACGAGCCUCCACCCCAAGUUCCCAAAUUAGGUGCGUUUUACCUUUCCUGCACAUGCUAUGGAACUUCGUCACCACUGACGCUGUCUGCAUCGACUGUGCGCCCAUGCGUGAUCCUCUAGGUCGGAACUCUCUUACUCGGUGACCGGAAUUUUUUGUGCUCUUUUUGAGUUUUUGCCCGCUUGCGCCCUGGCUUGCAUUUUUCGGCAGGUGCUUCCGACUGGGCUGUAGGAACGGACGCGUGCGCCCUUGCGUUCAGUUGGCCCUUGCAAAGAGAAGAUGAUAGUAGGCGUUCCGAGGAAUCAUUGAAUCUACCCCUGAAUGAUCGUGGGAAAAGUAGUCAUCACUCAGGUUGCGGGGCAUACACGUCCCGAUGCGCCUUGGGAACCCAUCUGCAGUCCUUCCUGCUGUUCUCCAUUAGGAGUGUGGUUCGUGCGCGCCUACAACGGGUCACGCGGGGGGUUUUCUGAACGGGGACAGGACUUAGAUCGGGACACGGCACGGGUUAUUUGGCGGCACGCCUGGGCGCAGGCUCGUGCCGCGCCAUCCACCCGCACCCACAUCAGAUGGCUGACCGGUUCGCACAGUCGACCGAUGCUUGGGGGGGAGGUGACGGAGAGAGUGACGUCCAUUCUGAGAAUUUCGUCCCCACGGAACUCAACGUAUGCGCCUCUCAGUAUAAACAAUCCGACGCGCUUUUAAAUCACUACGGUGCCGCUAAAAGCCGUGGCUUGGGAGGCUCCCAACCGACGGGACAAUUCGAUCCUCCGCACAGAACGGAGAGUCAGGCUGCAAUGGUCCCUUCACAAUGGCGCUUCCACGCAAAUGGGAUCCGAGCCGUCCCCUUCUUGUUUUUGUGAAAGCCUGGUCCAUCGUGCGUGGACUGGGCGUGUGUGACACGCGCAGCCACCGCGUCCGACCCCUCCUUCCGGGCUCAGGUGGGUGGGUGGCUGGGUGAGGGAGGGGAGAGUAGGUGGGCUAACUCAUGAAAUGUCAACCGAAAUUCCGAAAUGUGUUUUCGUUUUGAAAAGAUUACUUAAGUAGGGUUGUAAAACUAGACAGCCUGCUACAUAAUUAUAUAAUAUUUCAGUUACCUCAGGAUGCCGGCCUUCGAGUGAAUUUCCUUCCGACUGCAUGCGCAAGCUACACUCUGUAAAAAAUGUCUCCUUAAGUAGCAUGAAUUUUUCUCAUUGAUUUUUGAUUCCCCUAAAAGUCCAAGUAUAUUUAAAGGAAAACAUGCACAGAAAUAUUCAUUCAUUUACUCAUUCAGUAGAUAAUUACGUCUUCUUCUAAUUUGAUGCUCAAAGGAGGGAGAUAAUUCGAUUUUAAAAAGUUUCUAAUUGUGGGACUUUUAAAUACCGUGAAAUGGCCGUUCAUAAAUCGUCAUAUCUCUGCAUUUACCAAUGUGGCUUGUAAAGUUAACAAUGUGACUCAAAUCCACUGCUAAAUUUUAUGAACCCAAUAUCGUCCCCCUUUAGUACAGUAGAGAAAUGUGUGGUUUUUCGUACGCGGACAUUAUACGGCUUGUAGUUUGGAAACCCUGAAUGCAAGUGUGACGGCAGAGCAGGUCCAAAAUUAUUCGGGAAAUGGGAAAGUUCUUGAAAACCGAAUUAUACCCUUCCUUCGAGCAUAAGAUUGGAAGAAGACGUAAUUUUCUACCGAAUGAGCAAAAGAAUGAGUAUUUUUUUGCAUGUUUUCCAUGAAAUAUGAUGGAAUUCUUGAGGGCAUCGAAAAUCAAUGCGAAAAAAUCAUGCUACUUAAGUAGUCACCUUUUACAGAGUGUAGUUUUUGCAUGCGACCAGAAGGAAGUUCGUUCGAAAGCCGGCAUCCUGAGGUAACUCAAUUAUUGUAGAAUCAUGCAGCACAAUGAUUAGUUUUGCAACCCUAUUUAAUUAAUCUUUUCGAAACGAAAACGCAUUUCAGAAUUUCGGUUGACAUCUCAUGAGUUCGCACAUCUACUGUAGUGCAAGUCUACUACUUUGUCAGCCACCGCGUCCCAUCCCUCCUUCGGUCUUCUUCGCCCAGUCCUGCCACCGGGCUCAGGUGGGUGGGUGAGGGAGGGAGGAGAGAUUGCGGCAGAUAUAGUGCAAGUCUACUAUCACGACAAACUAAUUCACGCGUAAGCCACUGUCUCUGCGCCCACCAUCCUCUCGGACACAUGGUGGACAUCGUCGGUAACGAAGGUCUAGCUGUCGUGUCGUCAGUUCGUGCGCAGGAGUGUGGGGGGUGGGGUAGAGCAGCCGCAAUCAACGCCCUCAUGUUUCCAAUGCUAUUGGAUGGGGACGGGGGAAGGGGGGAACUUUGCCCGGUGGCCUGGUGUGGUGGGGAGGAAGCCCGUGUGGAGGUACACCAUCAGUUGUUCAGCCGACUCACGUAAGAACUGCCGAGGAAUAGUCCGUUAGACUCGCCCAAGUCCACGUUAACGGGGUUUCCGCUGUUAUAUUGAAGUCUAAGCAGGCCGUCAGUCAAAACUUUUCCACUCCCCUCUGUCUAUCCUGGAAACUAUAAGCAGUUUGUAAACGUUGUUUUCAUAAGGGAUGGACCAACGCUGUAGCAACAGGAGCUCCUCACACUGAAUCCACCGUAAGGAUAUCAGAUACUUCCAUGGUCCCCACAAUCGCAUCUUAUGCGCGCCCUAUCUCACACUCUUGUCCACGUUAUAAUCCUUCAUUUUCGUAUCUGUGUAUCCUUUUUUUCCCUUUCUACUUCCACAUAGAUGACACUGCUCGCGCUCCUUCGGCCGUUCCUGGCCCUCCCGUCAAGCCUUCUCCGAAGGCCGGUAGGAAGAAGACGGCCAGUGAAGUCAAGCUACUAAUCAAGGGUCUGGCGCCGGUUGACGUGGAAUGCGUGGAGAAAGUAAAUACUGCCCACGUCUACUCCGAGGCCGGUGUGGUGUACCAUUUCAUGUUGAACCAGGUAUGGUGGCGCUGUCCUUCUAUGUGUGUCCUCCGCUUUGCUUGCACAGUGUGGGAGGCCUUUAGGAAGGAGUCAUUUACAUGGAUGGACAGUCGCGUUACAUGUCCAGCCACACAAACUGGCCAUCCCGCUGUGCCACGAUAGUUUGACAGUCGCAAGUGACGACGUCCACUGCCGGAUUUAGAGAGUGGACGCUGCAGCAGUAACUUGCACAGCAUCUACCGCACCCUCUCUCUCCCCUCGCCCACCUUGCGCCGGUAACAAGACAACGUCAUGACAACCGGCGGUGGACGGGGUCACAGUGGCGGACAAAGUUAAACACCACAUUCACGUGCGUCACACACACGACCAGGUCCCCGCUUAAUGUACCAAGCUACAAUAAGGGCGAUUCGGACCUUACAUCAAUGCCGUAAGGGCCACAUUAAGGUGGAGUUAUUGCAGCCUGACUCCUAGUCAUCAGGUUAAUCCAAAAUACUGCCCUGUCAGUCGACAACGUUCCAAUCCACGACUCUUAGCUCCUCGUGAUAUAUACAAGCGUUUCAUAUCUAUUACAGUGAGGAAUGUUCUGACUAGCCGUGGGAGUGGAUUCCCUAUUGCCGACCUCACUUUCUCGCCCCUAUCUAUGUACCAGUGAACUGUUUGAGCCUGUUAAACAGCGAGGUAUUCGACUGGACGCGGUGUCAAGACCUACGGCAGUAGUUAUGGACUGGGGCGAAUUCAGCGCAGUCGGAUAAACACGUGCCGUGGGCCAACCUGACCCCGUUCUGGCCUGGCUCAUUCACAGCGCAGCCGGUUGUUAGAUCACCCUGUCCUACUUGGUAUCUCAUUAUAAUCCAUGACCAUACGGUGUUCAAGUUGAAGAAGUAUGGGAUUUUUUUAAAUUACUGUCUGAUUAACUUUGUGCCUUUGUAAGAAAAUAUACAUGCACCAGUUGGAAGCCAAACCAAACUCAAGAGUGCUCCGAACGGAGCGACUCCGGCACGUUAUCCGCCUCGACUGUUGAAUGAAGCCAUUGUAGGGCUAGCCACGGUGAGAUUACGUGCAGUAGCAUUCGAUUGACAUGGACUUGCUAUGGCGCGCACGUAAACUGCGGCCCUAUGUCAGGUUAGUCACUGUAUUUGAAUCUUUCUGCAAUAGUCUUGACUGGGCCUCGUUACCGGAAGGUGGCGAGAUUGGAAGGAGCAUGUUCAGCAUUGUAAUCUAGUUCGUACCCGAGUAAAUACUGCUCUCCUCCCCCCUCCUCCCGGUUGUGGUGGUGGCCGUCAUCCUGUUCGACGGACGAUCGAUCCAUGGGCGCGUGGUUCGCAUUCUCUCCCAACCUGGACGUAGUCCUUUCUAAGGAAAAGUCUGGUCAGAACUCCCUCCGCGGAGAACGAACCGGCAGACAGCUUUAGCAUCACUCCGCCGGCAUCUAAUCCCUCCCGUGUCAAAAUCUUGUCUCACUGUAGGAUCCUUUUUCUACUAUGGUUUAAUUGGUGCGCUUUAAUCUGCAGACGAAUCUGCAACACAACAACAACAAGUACUACAUGGGACAACUGCUAGAGGACGAUAAUGCGCCCGCGUACUCUGUCUGGUUCCGUUGGGGCCGGGUGGGCAAGACACGUCAGCACGCGCUCAUCCCCUGCGGCUCCAACCUCCAGUCAGCGCUGGCCAUUUUCACCAAGAAGUUUAAAGACAAGACCGGCAAUUUGUGGGCUGAGAAGAAGGACUUUGUCAAACAACCCGGCCUCUACGACUUAAUUGAACAGGACUUUGGGGUAAGUUCUUUUUUUGUCCGCUUACAUCCAUCUCCUUCAGGAUCUUACUGACUCUGUUCAGCAGGAGGACGGUAAUAAGGAGAAUGUGGAACCAUUGCCAUCGAAGCUUCCUCCAGAGGUCAUGGUAAGCAUUCCUUACUCCGUGCUACCCGACCAUCUUUCCCGCCGUUUUGUCUUUUCGGGGCGUGUGAACCAUGCUAUGUCUGUAGUGUCCCGGUGAAUGUCGACUACUGUUCUAGCUCUGAGCGACAUCUGGCUAGUCGAGAGUAAUAAAGUAACGCUUCCUUUGCCCUCGAUGGUCUUCCCUCCUCAGGCAUCUAGCCAUGAAUGAGCGUACUUGCCUCACGACUUCAGAUUGCCAUGUAAGUUGAAGGCGCGUCGAAUUCGUAUAGAGUGCUACUUUCUAAAAAUCGAAUCCACGUCGAGUUUGAAAAGGUCUGCCUGUUCGAACUCGUGUCACAACAUUCAAACAGCCCUGUUCAGUUCAAAGGUCCUUACACCGAGACGUGGGCACGAAACCCUCACGAACUUUGGCACCAAAUGUCCUCACGGAGUCGUAGGGCGUUCCUAUUGGUUGACUCGCGUCGGUUUGCGACAUCGAGGUCACUUAGCAGUUUGUUGACUUACUGUCCUACAAAAACGAGAUUAAAAUUGUUCCUAAGAAACCACCAGCGGUCCUCUGACGUACCCUGGUCAAAUUUGCCUGCGCUCAAGUCCGCCUUUAUCACCUGUUCGGCUUUAAACACCCAUAAUGCAAGAGCAGGGCUGGAGUAUUGAUUGCAGCUCCGACUUCUCGGGACUUGUAUGCAUGCAUUCCUGAGCUCCUCUUGCCCGCGUAAAACAAGGAGCUGCGCCCACCGGGUAGUUUUUUCUGGUCGCAUCUCAACAGCCUCCGGGGCCUGCGUCUCGGCCAUCAGAAUGGCCAACGCACCAGUCCAUAAGGGGCCCAUGGUGACCGCAAUGAGGUCAUUCGAGAGAUAACUCGGAUCACCGAUGGGGCCCUCACCGACUGCACGCCCGCCCCUUUCCCUUGAUUUUCCGGCUGCGUAUCGUACUUUGUGCUGGCCGCUUAGGUGCUCUAACGCACACACACAUGGUCCUUGCAGUGCCGUUAAAGCCUUGUCGCAAGAGCCCUGCGCUGUUGAUCAAUCCAGCGGAGCCUUCUCCGCACUGAAUGGACAGUCUACCAGAGCGAUUCUGGAAUUUGGUGGCCUGUCAUAUUUCUUCGCAAGCAUCUUGCGGUCCCUCGAGGGUUUUAGGGUCGGUGGGAAAGACAGACUUGUUCGAAUGGAUCGUUCCUCAAUCCCCGUCCUCUGCGUUCAUCGAGUUCCCGCCUCUCUCGGGGACAGUAACUAAUACCACGGGGGCGGUUUCAGGUCACGUGUUUGGUGUGAAAGAACGCGUGGACACAGUGAAGGCAUGAGGCGAGACAGCCUUACGACCAAUUGUUACGCGACAACCAAUUAAUGACAAGCGUGUGGCCGAGCCGUGUCAUUUACAUUUCCACGAUUUAGUCCCGAACGUACCUUCGAUCACCCUUGUACCGCCUUUGCCUCCCUACGCAUGCCUUUUCCUGGAAAAUAGCGGACCCACUUGGCGGCUCAGGAAGUGGUCACUACUAAAUUAGGGUAAUUUUAACCAGUUUUUCAUGUCCAUGUGCUAAUUCAAGUUUGUCUUUUUCUUAGAAAUCCGUCAGUUAAUCGCUUUUCAGAAAUGUACCUCCCUCUGCUAACGAAUAUCAUGAAGGUCCGAUUAAUUAGCCCACCGCGUAACUGGGUCAGUCGUCUAGUUAAGACAAAAUGUCCAAAAACAGAUACAGACCCUAUGUUUUACUGUGAAUUAACUCCACAUAUUAGGGGCACAGUCCGGCUUCUUUGCGCGGAUGAUAGUUCCAAGCCAGAAUUCGGGAAAACAGAGUCGCGGACAUAGCCUGCAUUUCCGAUAGACAAGGAGGCGGUCUGUUAGCCUGAAAUUCAGUCAGUUGGUCUCACAGGCCCAAAGUGGGCUUGGCAGCGCACAGGGCACGUCAUCCGGCGGGGCAGCCUGGCAACAGAUGUCGGACGGGUUGUCCGACGGAAGACGAGGUGGGGCGGUGGGUGGGUGUUAUGUAGAUGACCGUCGGCUGACCCAAGCUAACGUCAAUUUCGCGUGUUCACACCACUUACUCGCACACAGCCAAGGUGCAUGAUAAAGUGUUGAAAUUAACUAAGAAAAAAUCUGCCCUAGCAGUCCAACUGAAUAACCGAUAGUCCAACACUACUUACCACCAAUUGGCAGGCAAGGUGAGUAUGCCAAUGCCUGCAAUCGCGUGUGAUACAAUAGCGCAGCAAACUGUGAUAUUAAGAGGUAUUACUCGAAGGACAUCCCGUGGGCAGAAACGGGACAGGAAGAACCCAGGCGUUGAGUGCCUUCCUAGUCCAUGGUUCUCCAUCUUAACUUUUGAAUAGAAGUACUGUAUAAAUGAAGAAGAAGAGUCGAGUGCCGGAACACUGUGUUUAUUGUCCUGAGCUUUCAGAUUCGUACAGGAGUCCAUCGUCAGAGGUAGCAGCAGCAGCAGAACAAACGACAGUUAUAAGGCACGUAGGCCAAUCAUCGACCGAUGGCGCAAGACUGGAGGUGACUACGCAGGGCUCUGUAUGCCGGCGCCAGAUCGAUAAAUCGAUUGAUCGAGUUCUCACCCGAGGCCCAGGCUUCAAUCAAUUCUCGGCCUGUUUUGGUUCCGGCGUGGGCGACUAUUUUGGUUGCUGCGAAGUUAAACUCGUGACCCAUUUCGUAGGUGUACUGUAAUCAGAUAUACUUCUUUGAGGUUUCUUGGGGACUUUGUGCACAGGUGGGUCAUCGACCUCACUCGGAUUGUUUGUUCGAGGUUGUCUCCUUCAGCGCUUUAGCUCAGGAACCUAACCACAAGGCAGCGGUGGCGAGCAAACCUAUCUUAUUGCGAUUCGUGGCCGCCGCAUCACAGUGUCGUCAGCGGGCUUUGCUGCACUUUAUAAAGCUCUCAAUAAUUUGUCCAAUCACUCAUUCAGUCGUAAAAUCGCAUUGUAGUGGUGUGGACCGAUUAGUAGGAGUCCAUCCUAUCCCAGGCCACUAGAUUGUUAGUUUUUUAGAAUGAAUACUUAGCUGGGCAUGCUUCUUGCGAGCCACUACUUGUCCGGAGAACGAGCACACCAGUCCUCCGCAAACUCGGUCCCAUCUGCCCUGCCGUGUCUAAUCGCCUGUUCGGCUCUCCCUCCCCCUUACAGGCCCUAAUUAUGCUCAUCUGUGACGUGAAGGCCAUGGAACGGACUAUGCGGGAAAUGAAUUAUGACUCAAGACGUCUACCACUGGGCAAACUGACACCUUCCCAGAUCAACGCAGGUUACAAUGCGCUGAGCAUCAUAUCUCAGUGCUUGGACCAGCUGGAGAAGUUGAAGCAUCCGCCACCAUCGACUGAAAUUCCAGGAGCUAAAAAACGGCCGAAGAGGGUGCCCUCAUCCGUUUCCGAGUCCGCACGAAUUCGCCGCGACCUUCUAGAGGCCUGUAAUCUCUUUUACACGCGUGUCCCGCAUGACUUUGGGUUCGUCUCUUGGGGCUUCUAUUAAAAGUGUUUAUGUUCUACUAAUACAACAACAGUAGCAAUGGUUGUGUAACUUUAUAACAGUUUUGUUCCCCUUAUGUACUCGCAUUUGAUCUGCCUGCCGUCAUGGCUGAUCUAGCCAGUUUCAAUGAUGUAGCGGAUCGAACCUCUCCAUGUUUGACAAUCAGCAACAGCAGAUCCGGCGAACUUGACCCAGCCACUUCUCCAAUAACAGAGACCUAACGUUUGCUUUGUCUGCCCUCUAGAAUGCGGAUGCCACCCUUGAUUGAUACUCCGGACGCUGUCAAGGUCGAAUUGGAUCUCAUGAAGUCCUUGCAAGACAUAGAAGUCGCCUUCAACAUCAUUCAGCGUGAAAAUCGAGAUAAUUUACAUCCGGCCGACCGGCAUUACCAAGCACUCAACUGCAACAUCAGUCCGCUGGCUGCAGAGGACAAAAUGCUUGAAGUACGCCCUUCACUUCUUAUUCCAUUUGUCUUCUCGAGUGUGUGCAUUCGAACCGGCAACUUGUUUUUGUUUACCAUUCUUUGUUGGAGUGGAAUAGAUGGGUUUUUUUAACUUCUCGAAACCAUCUACGACUCAGGUGGCCAUCAGCCACUCUCAAGUCUGAUUGGUUAUCCCCCACCGUGUGCGUCAGACACGGCCUCUUCUCCCUCGUCGUCGAUUACAGCGGCGCAUCAGAAGCGUACACUCACCAAAAGCCCAGAGUUCCUCGACAUAUCUCCGCGUUCUCGCUUCAUCCUCUGCUCAGACCACUGCGAGACUCCUAGUUUCCCGACGCGAAAGUAGUUCAGCAGUGCGUCAUUUUCUAGAGACGCGCAGGUAUGCUGGUGGUGCAGUGGAUCUUGAUGACUAGGAUUUACGAAAUAGCAAUUAACGUGAUGCCGACAGUAUGCAUGACUUCGAACCAAGGAGAAAGCCCUCAGAAUCGCAAUCCGUAACUUUGUAUAGUAUAUUUGGGGUAAUAGGCAAUGUCCUUGUGUGUACUAAGGCUGAGGCAGCAGGGAAGGUGCCGAGACGCGCUCUGUAUUGUAGUGUCUCCUGUUGCCGGUGCCUAGAAAGGAACUUGCAAGUUGACGGAAGAUUGGUUAGGUCAGUAACGAAGGUCUUCCUUGCCGUCCCCUUCGCAGAGGGUAGCAUCUACAUUUAAUUUGCGCAAGACGCUCGGUUUUGAUUACUCUCAAGGGUUAGGUCACGCGCGUUUGCCAUGUCGACUUUUGUUUGCUCGUGGCGCCAGUAACAAAAAGAACUCCGCUGCCUGUUUCGCAGACGGUCAAUACAUGUGGUCCAUUGGCCAGAUAGUUUUCAUCAUUCUCCCUCGUUAGCCUCUGCGUCAUAGAUCCCGGGAGGCAAUGGAAAAAUAUCAGUUAGCCGUGUACAGUACAGGAAGAUUUUCACCGAAGUAUGACACCCAUGAGGCUAAGUAUCGUUACACAGUCCUCUUCUUGAAUCUGACGUCCAGUCUUGUGUACUGGCGGUAUAGCGACCCUACUCGGAUCGUCCGCUGCAACACCGCGCCGCUGUCUGACGCAUACUUGCCCGCACUCGUCAGCGAACGUCGUUCAUCUGACAUUGCGGGGCCCUGUAUAAUGAUCCUAUCGCGUCUGGCCAAUGCCUGAACCCCAGAGGCUCCGUCUGGUUUUCAUCCAAUCGCGCCUAUCCAGACCGGCCAAUCAACUUCAAAUCUGACGAUCAAGACACUCGGACGCCUGCCCCCCCCCCCCCCCCCCCUUCAGCGCCGGACCCGCGCCUCUUGCCCAGCUGCCAAUCUGCUGACCCAGCAUAUUCCUCCUUCAUUCUGCACAUAACUCAAUUCUACCUCCACUGGCGUCUAACUUAUCCUCUUCCUACUCGGAACUUGACCUGAAAGUUGUGGUGGUUAGGUUUUGCCGCGACAGAGGUCAUUUGUUACCACUCUUUUUGGGGCUUACGCCGUCACUUCUCGGCCCCCUCCGACUCUCUCUCUUAGGCUGACUUAGGCUUAAGCCUCUUGGUACUUCGCAAAUUCAAUUUCUUAUCUCGUGUCAAGCUCUAGAAAACUCCGAUGUUACCUACGGUGUUUUUGGUACUUCAGUUGCUGAGGCGGGGGACGAGGUGUGUAGGCUGAGCCGCCACCCAAUCAAUUCCGUCUGUCCCUCCCAGCUUCCAUGUUUAUCCCUUGCAGGUGAUCAGAAAUUAUGUGCAGUGGACCCAUGCGCCUACUCACUCCAGCUACGAUCUUGAGGUGCUCAACGUUUUUGCCUGUAACAGACACGGGGAGGACAAGGACUUCCGCGACGUUGGAAGGCGGUACGUGUAUUAACCCUUGGCAGUAAAAGCCCGUUUCGCCCACUUUAUCCGCAGUCACAUCAGUUAGGAUCUGGUUAGGCUGAACCCCCCCUCUAAACUGCCGUCUUUAGGUACCUGCUCUGGCACGGUAGUCGUCUGACCAACUGGAUGGGCAUCCUCGGACGCGGCCUGCGCAUUGCACCGCCCGAAGCACCCUGCACCGGCUACAUGUUCGGAAAGGGCAUCUACUUCGCCGACUGCGCCUCCAAGUCUGCCAACUACGCCUACGCCAGCCGAGAUCGAAAUACCGGUCUUUUGGCUCUGUGUGAGGUGAGGUUCCCUGCCCUCCCCCAACUUCCUUGUUCGUCCAUACAACUUGCGCCGUUCUUGACUCCCUCUUUUGUCUUCUCUUAUUUAAAAGGUCUCACUCGGAGAGUCCAAUGAACUGUUUGAUGCUGACUACAAGGCCGACGCACUUCCAACGGGAAAGCAUAGUGUAAUGGGCGUCGGUCGCAGCACACCCGACCCGCAUACCUGGAUAACCCUGUGAGUCGGCGUAUUUUUACGACGUUCUCUCCUUGGCUUAACUUUUCUAUUGUCUCCGAUAUUUGCCGUCCAAAUGGCUCUACUAUUCGUCAUGUUUGGGGCUGUGGUGUUAGUCUUUCCCAGAGGGCGGCACUGGAAAAUCCAUCUCCACGGCAAAUCAGCGCCUAAGAGCCGCUGCCUGGAGACUUGCCAACUGACUGGAUAAUUCGGUCCUCAUGGGAAGUAUUUUUGAGCCACCGGAGGGCUGAGAGCCAGGCUGCAAUGGCUCCUCCUCGACGGGACCUUUAUGACAUUCUCGCCCACAUGAGGUCCGAUCCGCGUAGCGCAUGUAGCUGGAACAAAGUCGUGUGUAUUGCACGCGUAGACGGGCCGUUUAAAUUUUUCAGUCAGUGCGCCCGCCCUCAUCUUCGACCGUCUUGGCUCUGUCUUGCCGUCAGGGUCUUGUGGGUGAGGGAGGGUAAAGUGCGGUAAAUGCCGCGCAAGUCGACUUCGCAAUGGACGAAUUCCCACCCAAGUCGCCGUUGAUGCACCCGCCCCGUGGGGCACGCGGUGGACGCCGUUGUUUACGACGGACGAACUGUCAGCCCUGCCCCGUCGGCUCACAAAGUCGCAUGAUGCCACCUAUGCAUACACUCGCUUCAGCACACUCCCAACACAGAAGUCGUCUGAUGUCAGCUUGAAUCUUUACAUGAACUUUUUUGACUGGCCGAACAGGUGUGGAUUCUGAGGAUUUACUUUCUUCUCAAAAUCAUCAUUUUAAGCGUUUAGUUCCUGACCGAGCGUUGUUUAGAGGUCUUCAUCUUGCGGAAACUCCUUUUGAGGCUGGCUUUUUGAGGGCAGGCUUGUUGUAUUACCUUCUGCACACAGUUGAGCCGGUGCUCGAACCUUUAAAUGUAUUUUCAGGCGGGAAGUAUUGCAGUGUCGGCCAGCUGUCCCAACUACCACCAACCGAAAACCAGUGCUUAAGCAUUCUGUAUUUCUUUAUCUUAUUAUUGGUGCUCAUAUACAUUUAAGUAUAUAACCCUGAAUGUUUACGUGCAAUUCCCAUUUAUUAUUGUAUAGGAAAUUACGUCUUCUCGAACUUCGCUGUUUGAAAGCGGAGAACACUUUGACCGGGAACGUUCUAGACCUCGUACAUGUUUUAAGAAACAAAAUGUCUUUUCACUUAUAGAACGAUUUCCGGCAUUGGCCAAUUUCAGUUGCUAGGCUGUCGCGCCGCGUCAGGCGUCGUGACUACUGUCAAUAUCUGGCUGGGCUGCUCAUUUAAUCUUCUGCGCUGCCAGGCCCACUGUGGGUCAUGGAGACUAACUUAUUGAAAUUCAAAUUACCAAGCCGUCUUUUUUGUCUUUUCGAAAUGCGGACUAUCUCUACGGCCUUGUUUUACCGAAUUCUGGCUUGGAGCACUUGUUUGUGCAAAUAAGUAGACCGAAUUCACAGUAACGCAUACUUUUUACUUCCGUUGUUCAAUACCUGGGCCAACCCAAGCGGCUGACUUACUUACGCGUAGGCCGGAUUAACGGGAAUCCACUUUUCGCCUGGGGUAAUUGCUCUUUCCAACCAUCACCUCCGUGCCAUGAUUUUAAAUCGUUCAGACGACCGCGUUAAUAUUAACUGCCAGUGUCGUCAUAUGGCUUCCAAGCGGUGUUUGCUGUUUGUGUGUAAACAUGUUUCCUCCAGGAUAUCGAUAGAAUAAUGCCCAACGCUUCCUCCACUUCUCGAGGAAUAUUUUCGCAGGCCCACAAUCCAAUAUCUAUCCCAAUUCUGUUUUCUAUUCGCUGUAAUGGUAAGGAGCGAAUGGAACCACAUGGUCGAGUGAUUUUUCUCGAAAGGGUAAGUCGAAAGGCAGCUGAGAACAACUUGCAAUGACAGGCCGUGAAUGCCCCUUGAUUGCCUCUACACAGGAGGUAUACUGAUGGCAGUAUGCACUUGGAUCAAAAAUAUACCUCCGUCUUCUGAAUACUCUGCAAAUGUGAUGAAGCACUCCACUUGUAGACCAGGAAAUAAGGCCAUUUCGAAAAUAAUGGCGUCCUUUUUGUCCGCAUUCUGGCUUCUAUCACGGCCGAAACUUAAAACUCUGCGAUUCCUUUUUAUUUGCAAAAAUAUUCAGUAACGAAUUGAUCUCAGUAUUAUCCACAAAGACUAGCAGGCUUAGAGUGACCAUCUUGCGACGUAUUUGCCACCGUUAGGUAGUCAAACCCCCUCGCCUGACGCAUCCUAGAUUUAAACCUAGGUCCAGUCAGCCUGCGGUCAACGCCCUAUUAGUUAAGCGCCAGGCUUGUCCUCUCUCGGCUGCGAUUGGGUAUAUUUUGGUCAGAUGAAGUUGACUCCCACCGAUUAGGCCGAGUAGAACGUCACGCGAGUGUCCCGUUUGGUCUUCUGGUCUGUUCUAAAGCCCUCAAACUGUCUUGUAACCACAAGGACUACCAGCAUGCGUGUUAUUUGCUGUCCUUCACUCCGCAUUUACGUUGAUUGCACAGCAGUUGGCCGUAACUGAGAUACGGGGGCGGGUGUCGUACUUUACGCCUACGUUCGUGCUACUUAUUUUCAUCGAGUAAUUGGGAUUUAUGUAUUAUAACUUUUGUGCAGUCGAUGUGCGUCUGCUCUUAGGGGGGGAGGGGGGGAGGGUUCUUGUAUUUUACACCAGUGCAAGUCCCUUUUGUAAUGCUUGAUGUCGUGCUCCAUACUUGUUAGAAACCCCCUACGCUGCCCCAUCUUUACCUAUAAAAUGCUAUCCUUUCAUUUCCCUCUCUCACUUUGGUUGACUUCAGGUCAGACGGAGUUGUUGUGCCGUGUGGCCGACUCAUUGAGGCUAACCCGCCCCAACAGACAAGUCUCCUCUACAAUGAGUAUGUAGUCUACCGGCACGACCAGGUUCGCCUUCGCUAUCUGGUGCAGUUGCGUUUCAACUACAAGUACUAA
Messenger RNA from Spirometra erinaceieuropaei, 18011 nucleotides. The record is from the annotation of a GenBank genome assembly. Lineage: Eukaryota; Metazoa; Platyhelminthes; Cestoda; Diphyllobothriidea; Diphyllobothriidae.